UUCAGCUCCAUAAAUAAUCCCCCAUGAAUAAACUAAAUAUAGAUUUCUAUAGAGAAUCUGUUUGUUCAUUUAGUGAAACAUUUGUUAGGAACUGAUGCUAAAAAUAUCAAUAAACAAAAUUUAAAAAAGCAAAGCUGAAAACAGACAUUAAUUCUUCUAAAUAAAACAAUAAAGAUGUUUAUUUUUUAAGGCUUUGAGUCUCAGCUCUGUCAUAUGGAAUAUUUUCUCUGUAAUAGUUAAACUAUGUUUGAAUAUUUACUUUAAUAUAAAGUAUAUAUAUAAGGUAAUCUACAUGGAGACAGCUACCGAUCCUGGCUGGCGUCAUGUGUCGCAGACUGAACCGCUUCUGUCUCUGGUUGCUUUUUAGGACUCCGCGUGCGCUGAGACGGAAUGCGUGGCGCGCUCCGGUGUCACUGGACUCCGUCUCGCCGGACGCAGAGCUUUGUGCGCAGCCUGAAGGGAAGCACGCGUCCUGGGCGGCUUCAUGAAACACCGACCGCUUCGUGUCAGACACCAACAUUUACGCUGCUGCCAUGAAGACCGACAGGAGAUGCGUCCAAAUGUUGGCGGCCAGCGGGCAGGAAGACGAUCCGCUCCAAAAGGAACCGCACGACGUCUCGGAGACGCAGGACGAAACCAGAUACGUCGAUUUUGAGCCAAAGGAGGAAGAGAAAGUUUGUCGCUUUGGUUCCAGAAACCAGGCGCCUGUCGUUGAUGAAAACAGCCGAUUGGAAGCAGUUUGCGCACCGGAGCCGAACUGUGAGCUGAGCGGGAUGCAUCCAGAGGAGGCAGGGAGCGACUCAGGUAAGGAGAGUGUUGAAGACGUCGGGAACGCGUCUCCAUCCUCUCCACCUUGUCUGGAAAAGACUGAGGAUUGCCUGCAGACAGGAGCGCGCGGCGGUGAGCUGAGCGCAUUUACGCGCGGCGAGGUGUCCAAAGGAAACGCAGAGCGCGACGAGGAAUCCCACAGCACCCACAGCUGCCUGAGUGGGAGAAGUGAGUGGGAGGACUGCGAGGAGUCGGACAAUGUCAGCCUGCUGCUCUCUGAUGAUGAAACGCUUCCGUGCGUAACAGAGGACCAUUACAUUACCACGCACGAGAUCCAGCUCUCUGAGCUCUCUGACCACGAAGGCGGCUUCGACCUCAGCGCGGCCUCCUCCGCCAGCUGGGAGGCGGAGGAUGACGCGCAGGUGUACCCCUUUGUGGAUUACUGCUUGGAGCGCGGAGGGGCUGCGGGGGAUCCGGGGGCCAGCCGUGCGCCCUGCUCCCUGGGAGUCAGCACUCUGCUGGAAAACGAUCUGCGCGGCGAAGAGACGCGGCGCGGCGGCAGCAGCGAGGGACAGAUCCGCCUGUCAAUCAGAACCACGUCCCGAGCUAUAAAUGAGCCGCGCAGCAUCCAGGAGGAGGGGAAUGUUCUUUAUCAUGCGAGGCGCGCAGGAGACAUGAGCCGCUAUGUGUUCAGGGGGGUGGAGGGGAAGGCCGAGGGCCUGUGCGACAGGGCCCAGUGCUUCAUAGCCGCGCCAGGGCGCCUGCACUUUGGCGGCAGAUUGAGGGGGAAGGAGGUCACCGGGUGCUCCAGCGGCACCUCCAGCGAGCUAGACGACGCUGACAAGGAGGUGCGCAACCUCACAGCCAGAGCCUUCAAGAGCCUGGCCUAUCCUUACUUUGACACCAUCAAUUUCAGCACCUCCAGUGAGUCCUCUGCCUCAGAGCACGGCUUAGGGAUAAACAGGUGGUCCACCUUUCUGGAUCUGAAAUACGGAAAGGUCAACGUCUCCCAGGCAGCGGACCAAAGUGUGGUUUCCCGUCAAAACUCUUCCCAAAACAGAGACAGCAGAGCCUAUAAGGGCAUCAAACCGCCCACCAGCAACAUAUUCACUUUGAACGCCAACCCCCACGGCGCAUCGUCAUCAAAGCAGAUCCAGCUGAUGGGGAAAUUGGGGCAGGGCCACAGUGGAGUGAUCAGACUCACAGAGACUCUGAAUUUUCGCUGCAAUGUCAAAUCGGGAACGUCUGGGGGAGAAAGGCGCACCGACUCGGUGCAAAACGCUGCAGGAUCACGUUCCACGGAUGAGGUUACCAAGAGCCUGCAGAGCAGCCAGCAGAGAGGGGGCAGCCAGCAGCCCUCUAAAAGCAUGGAUGAGACGCACAAGAAAGCGGUGUUCGCCUCCAGUCUGAUCAAAAAUGUCCUUUCUAAGAAGAUCCAGUUCGAACAGGAGCGCAGGAUGGAGAGAGGGGAGAUCAGCGAGCCGCACCAGGCGCCCUCCCCGCAGGAGAGCGACAGCCGGCGGAAGGGGAGCAGAGAGCUGCAGAGACAGAGCUCCAAGUUCUCCGAGAGCGGCUCCGACUUCGCCGUAAUGUCUGCGGACGAAUUAGGAGACAUUGUGGAGAGCGGCUCAUGUGAUAGCAAGAGGCAAGACGCGUCUGCAACAGAAACUAAUUUGAACUCGGCCAAUGAAGCUGGGAUUGAUACUAAAAAAGGCGCACUGCUCCGCAGCCAAAAUAGCGCAUUCAGAUGCUGGAAGGACGAGGUGCUAGGGUUUCAAAAGGAUCAUAAAAACGAUCAAACUCCGGAGGACAAGCUGCUUCCAGCUGAGGACAAAGACUUGGAGGGGGAUCCGUCCUCAGCACGCUGCGCUAAACCCACCAAAAUGUCUCAUUUGUUUGUGCCAAGUAUCCAGCUGCUGCCCAGCGACGGAGAGGCGAGCGCGCAGCGGCACAGGGGAGCCUACUCCCGGAAUGGAAGCAAAACUUUAUACGUGCCAGACUCCAGCAGCUCCAAAACAUCCAAAUCCCCGGAAAUCAAAAUCAACCUGAGAAGCGUGAGAGACGGCACGGCGGGCUCCAAGCUGCGCGCCCCAAAUAUCAACUCCAGCCUCAUCAGAACAGACGAGCUGAAAUGCCAAGCUUUGGCUGCGGCCCUGAAGGGUGAGUCCGCGGAUAAAGUUCCGCAUUUUAUGGUUAGAGACAUCAGAGAAAACAAAGGGAAGUUACAAACUCCCAUUCACCAAGUCAGAGAUGUGCGUAAACUGGUUAAAAGUUCAUAUCACUUUGUUUCUUUGGAUAACAAAGAAACCAAAUCCAGCUCUACCAACAGGAAUCCUAACUCUGGCUCCCCUAUAGUCAUAAAAUGUCAGUCUGUAAAUACUAACAGUACUGAAAAACCCACAGAGUUGAUGAAACUGGAGCAGUCUGACACAUGCAGGUCGUCUCCAGAGGGCGCUAAGAGCGCUUCUCCUCAGAAGGCAGGGAGAGCACCAAACCCUUCCAACAGCUCAGAGGGGAGCACUGUGAUGAGCGGGGAGAGCAAAAUAAACACAACAAAGCAAGAACCGGUGUCAGACGUGACAGAAAAUAGACCGGAGACCAAGAUGGCAAACCGGGCGGCUCUGGAGAAACUCCAGGCUGCAGUGAAAACCAUGGAGCAGCUGUACGUGUUUGAAAAAAACGAGUGGAAAAGAAAGAGCGAGCCCCGGCGUCUGACGGACAGUCAUGUGCUGUCACUGAUAGCCCGCGAGGAGCAGCAGGAACCCGAGGAAAGAGGAGGGAUAGGGUUCAACGCAGACAGGGCGGUCAGGAGAGACUCCUACCCCAAUAUAGACACGACCCCCUCCGCGUUAUCCACGCCCCCCGCCACUGACAGCUCCCUGAGGUGGCUGGACAAAGACCUACUUAAAGUUUUCCAGGCAUCCAGCGGCCAUGAUGAAAGGUCAACGCAAACAUCUGGUCCCACGGGGGGCAAGAACAUGUCGGGCUUCAGCCCCAAAGCCAAGGUCUCCACAGCCGCCAAUGUUUUCCAGACAAACACCCCCCCCAGCGGAAAAACCUUCGCACCAAAGUCCCCGAAGCUGCCUCUGUCCCUAAAAACCAGCUGGUCAGGAGUUAGUGGGAAGGAGGAUUCUGAACCAAGGGGUGCAGACCGCUUUGAACAUCAGCUUUCAGGCGCAUCAGCGGACGGUGGGAAUUACCUAACCAUCCCGGUUAAGACCCCACCCAGCAGCCGCAAAACUGCAUCUUCAGAUAAAACAUCAGCAAAGACGCUUUGCCAUCAGUCGCAGUCAAUGUCUCCCGAACGAUAUGAGGGAUCUGCCUCACGAGGUCAGGAGACGAAACGAUCCAGCCUUGUGAUGGAGACCCACUCACCUGAGAUUCCCUCUGCUACCAUUUACCACUCCCUGCCUUUGGCUGCGCCUGCCAGUCAGCCGCAGGUCUAUUGCUUCUCCCCGGCGAUGACUCCCGCCCCCACCCUCGACCCCUUUCAGGCCACACAGAGGAAAAUGCUGCUGGAUCCCACCACUGGAAAUUACUACCUGGUGGACACGCCCGUGUCCCCGGCCACAAAGCGCCUGUUUGACCCAGAAACAGGGCAGUACGUGGACGUACCCAUGCCCCAGCCUCCGAUGACACCGGUACCUAUGCCUAUCUCGCCGCUUGCGCUCAGUCCAGGAGCCUACGGUCAUACCUACAUGAUCUACCCCGGCUUCAUGCCGACGCCUUCGGUGAUACCUGCCAGAACGCUGGUACAGUCCCAGAUGUCAGAGGCAGAGAGCGUAGAGAAGUUUUCCUCACAGCAGGCCGAAGGGAUGUACAUGGAGAGUCCCUUCUACAUGGCGACUGGGAAGCCUUCCCAGGCAGCUCCUCAGCAGAGCGCCUCCAACAGGCCACAGCAGGGAUACUCCGGCCUCAAUCAGCCCGUCAUCAGCUUCACCUCCCAGCAAGGACCCCGGAUCAUCGCCCCACCCUCAUUUGACGGGACCACCAUGAGUUUUGUGGUGGAGCAUAGAUGAGAUGCAGCUCAGCUUGGAGACGACGGUGGGAUUUGGUGGAUCGGCCUGCUCUGGGUUUAUCCUCUGCAUUGUUUUACCUGAAGACUUUCUACGAGUUAUUCAUGAUUCAUUCUUACAGCACUGCUAAACCAGAAAUACACUAGAAAAUUAUCUAGAAAUAAGAAAAAAAUUCUUAAAUUAAGUGUAUUUACCCUUAAUUUGAGUAGGCAAAUCAGAUAGUUUGCCAAUGGGAUGAGUAGUUUCACUUUUAAAAUAAGAUUAUUCGAUAAU
Molecule: messenger RNA, 5057 nt
Organism: Cyprinodon variegatus (sheepshead minnow)
Lineage: Eukaryota; Metazoa; Chordata; Actinopteri; Cyprinodontiformes; Cyprinodontidae
Gene: cunh4orf54
Exons: 2
Coding region: 534-4787 (1417 amino acids)
Source: RefSeq, a predicted model, not a curated record